AUAAAAUGAAAUGAGGAGAGCCCACAAACAACUAGUACUCAUGCAAAGGUGUUCAACUCUUUUUCAUGUGGUCUCUGGAAAGCCCAGAGAAUUUGGUUGAAUUUCCCAGAGAUCAAACACAAACAUAAAGAUAUCCCAUAGUAAAGAAAACCGUAUGCGUGUAUGUUCGAUAAAAUGUAGCUGUGUGAAACAUGAACAAUCGAACAGUCUGUUUAAGGCAUGUUAUGGAGGGGUAUAAGAUGUUAAAUAACAAAAAAAAAAAUGGGACAGAUGUAUUGACCCGAGGUGCACUCUGGGUACAUCUGAUGAAAAGCAGAACUGAAAAGAGGAAGAGUAAGUAGUGGCUCUGGUGGCUGUAAAUAUUACACUAUUGCUUGUGACCGAUUCACAGAAAAGAAAAGGCACGCCAGACAUCUGCUGUUACCAUGUACUCAUCCUGUGCGUCUACGUUUCAAGAGGUCCAUGAAUUGUCCUCUCCGUACAAAUCUUUACAUGACAAUUAUGUUCCCAAUAAGCGGGGCUUGAGUGGACUUAAAACAUUGCUGUUGGCCACUGGAUGUUUGAUUAUCCUAGGGGGCUUACUCGCCAUUGCUUUGCUAGAGGAGAUGAAAAACGAGGAAAAGAUUAACAACACUGUGACCCAGAACACCACACAUCAGCCAGAGCCACAUGCUGAACAAUGUGAUCAUGUUAGGGAGUGCAGGAUCGAUCUGGUUGAGACUAUUCCUUUAUGGAUGGACUAUGGAACCAAUGCCACUUUUGGAGUACCGCUGUACAAGGCAUGGAAAGACCUUCUGUCUACAGCAACCCAGCAAAUCGAUAUAGCAUCAUUCUAUUGGUCUCUUACUGGUGAAGACAUCGGCGUCAAGUCCUCCACUGACCAGUUUGGUAGAGACAUACUGGAACGGUUAAAAGCACUGCCAAAAAGAAACGUGUCCGUGAGAGCUGUGAGCAGCAUCCCUUCUGUGGCGACCGACUCGACAGACCUGAAAGUUCUGAGAGAAAAUGGUCAUGAAGUGCAUAUGCUGAUUACUGCAUUCACAUAUGGCUUUGCAUUGUGUCUGUUACGAAGCUUUACAUUCUCAUUGCUUCUUUAUAUAGGAGUGUGGGUCAGACGAAUUAACUUUGGCAGAUUGACCCGAGGAGUUCUUCACAGUAAGUUCUGGAUUGUGGACAGGAGACAUAUCUACAUCGGCAGUGCCAACAUGGACUGGAGAGCAUUAACGCAGGUGAAAGAACUUGGUGUGGUGAUAUACAACUGCACCAGUCUGGCCACAGACCUCCAGAAGAUCUUCCAGUCCUACUGGGAUAUGGGUCACAGCAAUGCAACGAUCCCAGUUCCCUGGCCCCCUUUUUAUGACACAUCCAUCAAUAAAGAUCACCCUCUUCAUGUGAACCUUAGCGAUGUGCCCAGUAGAGUUUACAUCUCGAAUUCUCCUCCUGCCUUCUGUCCGGACUCGCGCACCAAAGACCUGGAUGCCAUUUUGUCCGUGAUCAGCCAGGCAGAGCAGUUCAUUCAUGUAGCAGUUAUGGAAUAUUUUCCUGCCUCCAAGUUUUACCACCAUCACAGGUACUGGCCAGUUAUUGAAAAUGCACUAAUACGGUCAGUGUUUGAGAGGAACCUUACACUGCGUCUCCUGAUCAGCUGUGGCCGUGACAGCGACUCCGCCGUAUUCCCCUUCCUCAAGUCCCUCAACGCCCUGAACUCUCCAUCGGACAACAUCAGGAUAGAAGUGAGACUCUACAUUGUUCCAGAGGGUAACGAGACUAACAUUCCCUAUACCAGAGUAAAUCACAACAAAUAUAUGGUUACAGAUAACGUGGGACACAUCGGUACCUCUAACUGGUCUGCUGACUACUUCAACACCACUGCUGGUGUCGGGUUGGUGGUUUCCCAAGAUGUUUCGCAGUCCCCCUCACCUGGAGACACAUUACUGGGGCAGCUGAGUGCUGUGUUUGACCGAGACUGGGGCUCCAAGUUUGCAGUGCCACUUGAAAAACUGGGCCACAACCCUGACUGUGCUUUUUCUAAAGCAUGAAUGGACAAAAUCAAGUCACUCAAAAAUGGAUAUGCUGCACAUUAUAUAAUGCUUGUCGAUGAGUUAUGUAUUACGAGGAUAAUUAACUUUAAACAGUCCUUUUCACACUAGUAAGAAAGGAUGCGGAGAGAACUGACGCACACGGUUAAGCAUCAAGGUGAACUGGCUUAGUGCAGGCUUGAUUGAAUAAAGCAAUAGAUAUUUAUAGAGAAAAGAAAUGAAAUGAAUAUUGCGAUACAUGUAACAUGGAAAAUAAUAAAUAUCACUGCUGUCAAAAUAUGAAACAAUGGUUCUCCAAGUGGAGUCCGUGAAGCGGAGCCAGAGGGUCAGUGAAGCAGAGCCAGAGGGUCAGUGAAGCAGAGCCCGAGGGUCAGUGAAGCAGAGGGUCAGUGAAGCAGAGGGUCAGUGAAGCAGAGCCCGAGGGUCAGUGAAGCAGAGCCCGAGGGUCAGUGAAGCAGAGGGUCAGUGAAGCAGAGUCAGAGGGUCAGUGAAGCAGAGGGUCAGUGAAGCAGAGGGUCAGUGAAGCAGAGGGUCAGUGAAGCAGGGCCAGAGGGUCAGUGAAGCAGGGCCAGAGGGUCAGUGAAGCAGAGGGUCAGUGAAGCAGAGGGUCAGUGAAGCAGGGCCAGAGGGUCAGUGAAGCAGAGCCAGAGGGUCAGUGAAGCAGAGCCAGAGGGUCAGUGAAGCAGAGGGUCAGUGAAGCAGGGCCAGAGGGUCAGUGAAGCAGAGGGUCAGUGAAGCAGAGGGUCAGUGAAGCAGAGGGUCAGUGAAGCAGAGCCAGAGGGUCAGUGAAGCAGAGCCAGAGGGUCAGUGAAGCAGAGCCAGAGGGUCAGUGAAGCAGAGGGUCAGUGAAGCAGAGGGUCAGUGAAGCAGGGGGUCAGUGAAGCAGGGGGUCAGUGAAGCAGAGGGUCAGUGAAGCAGAGGGUCAGUGAAGCAGAGCCAGAGGGUCAGUGAAGCAGAGCCAGAGGGUCAGUGAAGCAGAGGGUCAGUGAAGCAGAGGGUCAGUGAAGCAGGGGGUCAGUGAAGCAGGGGGUCAGUGAAGCAGGGCCAGGGGGUCCGUGAUCUUGUAUUUUGUUACAGCGGAAGAAAUCAUUACCCAUUAACAAAAGCUGUUGUGUUUAUUAUUCAGUAUUUAUAUUUAUUCAUCUAUUUGACUGUUCACUUGAAUUUAAUCCAAAUGUCACCAAGUCAAAAAGAAGAGCUAUAAAUAGUGCUGUCUUGUCUUGGACUGAAUAAGCUCCGUCAGUAAAUCCACCUAUUAAAGAGAAACUCAGUCCCUCCA
Messenger RNA from Ictalurus furcatus (blue catfish), 3318 nucleotides. Its product is annotated as 5'-3' exonuclease PLD4. Gene Ontology annotation, molecular function: catalytic activity. The transcript is spliced from 10 exons. Bases 426 to 2039 code for a protein of 537 amino acids. Lineage: Eukaryota; Metazoa; Chordata; Actinopteri; Siluriformes; Ictaluridae. The record is from RefSeq and is a predicted model, not a curated record.